AUAUUACUUCAAAUCUCUUCCUCUCUUAAGAGGCCAAAAAGCCACCAUCUCCAUCUUUCUUUUCCUUUCCAUAAGUUUCCAUAAUCUCUCAAUUACCAUGAAAAACACCCAAAACAAACACCAAAUUUUCCAUCUUUCUUUCACAACCAUAAUAAUCUUAAUAAUCAUAUUCCUACACAAUUCCACACAAUCAGUAGCCAUAGAUUUCAUUAUAAACUCAUUCAACACAACUUCAAUAAAUCUAUAUGGAAAUGCAACUAUUCAAUCCAAUAUCUUAACUUUAACCAACUCAACUCCAGUCCAAAUUGGCAGAGCUUUAUACCCACAAAAAAUCCAAACAAAAAACACUUCUUCAUCAUCAAAUUCCAUCUUACCCUUUUCAACUUCUUUCCUUUUUUCCAUGGCACCUUCAAGAAAUGUUAAUCCUGGACAUGGAAUUGUGUUUUUGUUUACACCUGUUGUUGGGAUACAGAACACAGCUGCAGCACAGAAUCUUGGUCUUUUUAGUAGACCAGUUGAUGGUAAUUCUAGUAAUCAUGUUUUUGGUAUUGAGUUUGAUUGUUUUGCUAAUGAAGAGUUUAGAGAUAUUAAUGAUAAUCAUGUUGGUAUUGAUGUUAAUUCCUUAACUUCUGUUAAUGCAACUAAAGCUGGUUAUUAUGAUGAUAAUAAUAAUGGUUUGUUUAGGGAUUUAAAGCUUAAUAAUGGUAGGAAUUAUCAAGUAUGGGUUGAUUAUAAAGAUUUUGAACUUAAUGUUAGUAUGGCUCCUGUUGGUGUGAAAAAGCCUAAAAGGAGUUUAAUGAAAGUAAAUUUGAAUCUUUCUGAUGUUUUUGAAGAUGAAAUGUAUGUUGGAUUUACUGCUGCUACUGGUGCAUUGACUCAAACUCAUAGGAUUUUGAGUUGGAGUUUUAGUAACUCGAAUUUUUCGUUAAGUGAUGGUUUGGUUAUUGAUGGUUUGCCUUCCUUUGUGCUUCCUAGUGAGCCGGUUUAUAAGUCGACAGGUUUUGUUGUUGGGUUGACUUUAGGAGUUUUGUUUUUUGUGUUGGGUUUGGGGUUUAUUGGGCUUGUUUUGAUUAAGAGAAAGAGAAGGUUAGCGAAGGAAAAGGCGGAUAUGGAGGAUUGGGAAUUGGAGUAUUGGCCUCAUAGGAUUCCUUUUCAAGAGAUUGAGUUGGCUACUAAGAAUUUUAGUGAUGAAAAUGUGAUUGGGAUUGGUGGCAAUGGAAAGGUUUAUAAAGGCGUUGUUGGAGGUAUGGAGGUUGCGGUAAAGAGGAUCAAUCACGAUAAUAAUGAUGGCGUUCGUGAGUUUUUAGCUGAGGUUUCGAGUCUUGGAAGGUUAAAGCAUAAGAAUUUGGUUGGAUUGAGAGGAUGGUGUAAGAAAGAAAAGGGUAGUUUGAUCUUGGUUUAUGAUUAUAUGGAAAAUGGAAGUUUGGACAAAUUGAUAUUUGAUUGCAAUGACGAUAUGAAAAUCUUGAAUUUCGACGAUAGAAUGAGAAUCUUGAAAGAUGUUGCAAAUGGGAUUUUCUAUUUACAUGAAGGAUGGGAAUCCAAGGUUUUACAUAGAGAUAUCAAAUCAAGCAAUGUGUUACUUGACAGAGAUAUGAAUGCAAAGUUGGGUGAUUUUGGGUUAGCCCGUAUGCACCAACAUGGUCAAGUGGCUACCACGACCCGGGUGGUAGGAACUGCAGGGUACCUAGCACCCGAGGUGAUCAGAACAGGGCGAGCCUCGACACAAACUGAUGUUUUUAGUUUUGGGAUUCUAGUUCUUGAAGUUAUAUGUGGAAAAAGACCAAUAACAGAAGGGAGUCUCCCUUUACUCAAUUGGGUAACCGAUUUGAUGCAAAAAGGCAACCUUGUUGAUGCCUUAGACGAGAGACUAAAGACUAAGGGCGGUCUUGAUCAGGAUGACGUCGAAAUGGUGCUACAUUUAGGACUAUUAUGCGCCCAUCCGGACGGAAAGUUGAGGCCAACAAUGAGACAAGUGGUUAAGGCAUUAGAAGGGAAAAACAAGAAUGAAGUGGAUGAAGUGGAAAGGGAAGAUAUGGAAGUUUACUUGUUAGAAAGUAUGAAAUCUCAAGAUUUAUGGUCAAAAUAUGCUCAAACAUUAACUUCAGGAUCAUCAUCAUUUUAUUCAUCACAUCCAACAUUUGGGGAGGGACUUGAGGAAGGUUGAAUCUGGAAAUGAGGCAAAGUUUUUACUUGUAAUACAAUGGACAGAAAGGGGAUUUUUUCUCUAUUUUUUUCUAGUAACAUUCUUAAUGGGUUCAUUUUGUAAUUUUUUUUUUUCCUAUUGUGUGCAGUUUUGAAACAUGUAAAUGUAGAUAUACAUAUAAGUUAAACAAUUUCUUGAGAUUUAAUUUUAUUUACAUAAUUCUAGAGCCA
Erigeron canadensis is the source of this 2376-nucleotide messenger RNA. Its product is annotated as L-type lectin-domain containing receptor kinase VII.1. Gene Ontology annotation, cellular component: plasma membrane. Gene Ontology annotation, biological process: protein phosphorylation. The coding region runs from base 98 to 2167 and encodes 689 amino acids. The record is from RefSeq and is a predicted model, not a curated record. The transcript is spliced from 2 exons. NCBI's taxonomy places the organism in Eukaryota, Viridiplantae, Streptophyta, Magnoliopsida, Asterales, Asteraceae. Gene Ontology annotation, molecular function: carbohydrate binding; ATP binding; protein kinase activity.